AUGGCAAAAAUACCAAAAAAGCUUGAACAACUAUGGGCCCGAGUAGACGACCAGGAAAACAGAAACCGCAUAAAGAAUAUUCGGCUUAUCGGUCUGGAAGAGGGUCUGAAGAGUGGUGGCAACAUAAAUGAUUAUGUGAUGAAGAUACUUGCUGAUGGCCUGGGUCUACGAGGGGAGGAAUAUGAGCUGGAAAGAUGCCACAGAGUUCUCAUAACCGCUAAGCAGAAGAAAGGCACAAUGUGGGAGAACUGCCGCUUGUCAUUCUAUGAAGAUAUGACCGCAGAGCGAGUGGCGCAGAGGAAGCUUUUGUACCCAACUGGGACCCGGAGCCAGUGUAUGUCUGCCCCCUUUGUGCCUGGCUACAACCUGGCAGGGGAGGGCUUUGAUGUUCUUACACUUAAGCGAAAAGGAGCUUAUGUGAUUGAUGUGAAGACCUACCUCAAUUCAAGUGACACCUGUAAACUCUGCCCCAAUCCUCAUCAAGGCUACAAACUGCAGAAAGUUGGACUGGAUUUAAGGAAGUUCAGCAACUUGGAGAUUGGAGGAACCAAAUCUAAGGCAUACACCUUUGCUACAGCCCAAAGCAGAGAGGACCGCUACACCUUCAGCACACAUAAAGUCACCUGUAAACAUUACAGUUACCGUGUGUCCAACAGCCCUCCUCUCAGUGCUGAGUUCAGUAGAGAUUUGGCCAGACUGCCAGCUACCUGCAGCUAUGCAACCAGAGCCCAGUACAGACGCCUCAUAGACACAUACGGACACACUAUAUUCACCAGCAGCAGGGGUCCCGACCUGGAUUCCAAGUGUUGUCCUAAAGAGACUCAGAGGGGAACAGUGACGAUAACCAUGAUCCAAGCCUUUGGUCUGAAAGGAGAUUUUUGGGGCAAGACUGAGGGAUAUGUGAAGAUCUACUAUGACUACCCUAGGUACCAGACCAAUGUGAUCCGAUCUAACUCCCCCUCCUGGAUCACCUAUUACCGUCUGGAAAAUGUGAAAACAAGCAGUCCUCUGAGGAUUGAAGUCUGGGACAAAGAUGCGUGGUUUGAUGAUUGGCUAGGAUCAUGUGUGAACUACCUGACUCAAGGUACAAACACAAUCAGAUGCUCCCUUCAGAGAGGCGGCACUGUUUUUGUCAACUACACUCUGACGUGUGACCGUCACCUGACUGGACCCACCUGUAACAAAUACCAACCAUCUCCACAGUGAGAAAUGCAUUCUGGGUGGGGCACACUAUGGAAAUGCUGAUAGCUUAUCCUUAAUCGAGUAUCAGAUCAGGUGAUAACAUUCUUUAAAUUUAUUGCAACAGGUAAUAAAGGGGGACAUAUCAUACACUUAAGAGUUACAGCCCCAAACUGUUAUACAGUUUGGGGCAGAUAGUCAUCGUGUUUAAUCCUCAUUUGACUUUGGUGGUGGGUACACAUUCAAAUCACUUUGCAUUCAUUAAAAACACUGAUUAUUUUCUGAAUUAUGUGUAAAAACGGUCAAGUCCUCUCCAUAAGUAUGAUUACAAAUAGAUUUUUGUAUGUCAUUGUUGCAAAGUCCUUUAUAACAUGUAAUGUUUUUCUUCAGUUCUUUGUUAUUUGUAACACUUAAGAGUAUAAAACAUUUGAUUCGGUAUUGUUUGCAUGGGUAUAAUGUAUAAUAAUGCUCAUCAUAACGAAAUAAACAAGUUCUGAUUAAUUGGCACUUGUGUUUUGUUUUGUUUUGUUUAAUCUCAGGGUUGGUUCUACAAAUCUGAAGAGACCAAGGCCAGAAUAAAUAAAGUGUUGUGAAGUUAGAAUACAUUUAAAUUGUAUAAAUAGUCCAAGCACUGUUGAAAAGGGGUUCCUUUUUUUUACUGUUUUAAUGAAACCAUGAUUUAAAACAUGAACACUGCUGAAAAAGACUGAAACUGGGAAGUGGGAAAAAAACUCAUCCAAAAAGUUGACUGAGGUCAUUUGGCAUCCAUUCAUCCAUUCUCUUCUGCUUAUCCUC
Molecule: messenger RNA, 1974 nt
Organism: Oreochromis niloticus (Nile tilapia)
Lineage: Eukaryota; Metazoa; Chordata; Actinopteri; Cichliformes; Cichlidae
Product: perforin-1
Exons: 8
Coding region: 1-1206 (401 amino acids)
Biological process (GO): immunological synapse formation; defense response to virus; T cell mediated cytotoxicity
Cellular component (GO): membrane
Molecular function (GO): wide pore channel activity
Source: RefSeq, a predicted model, not a curated record